ACCAUAUCAGCUCGGUGUUGACUGAUCCCAUGCUUCGUCUACCAUGUGGUGUCGUACUCAGUUUUUUCUUCAUGGAAGGAGCUGGAGCCUUUGCUCCUCUUCGAACAAUAUCCGUCCAGGCAACCUGGGAGAAGCUAGAGAGAGCUACAGACAUUCUAGAGUGCUUAGUCUCUAAGAUUGUCUGUCUCGUAACGGUUGAGAUUAGGUUUUGAGUGUUUUCUUUGAAGCUGUAUAGACUUUUAUUGGUUUUCGGCUUUCAGACUCAAAAAAGUGAU
Messenger RNA from Umbelopsis ramanniana AG, 275 nucleotides. RefSeq lists its product as uncharacterized. NCBI's taxonomy places the organism in Eukaryota, Fungi, Mucoromycota, Umbelopsidomycetes, Umbelopsidales, Umbelopsidaceae. The transcript has a single exon. Bases 30 to 212 code for a protein of 60 amino acids. The record is from RefSeq and is a predicted model, not a curated record.